GCAUAUUUUGACAGUAAAAGUGUUAAACGAUGUCAGAUGUGUUGUCAGUUUAAAAAUUCCAAUUUCAAUCAAAAAUCAUCAGUGAUAUUUGCCCACAUCGUUUUGUUUUCUUUUGUUGUUCCUUAAAUUGUUAAAUUCAGCAGAGCGCCAACAUGUCUUGCCCCAAUCGAAUACCGAGGUCUAGCGGAAAUUGGAACACGAGCAUGAAUACAACAUUUGAUCCCAGUUCAGCAUCAACUCCUAGAGGUGCCAGUCCACAAAAUCCCAAUGAUUAUCAAAGCCCAAUUAAGCCACAACAAUUAUUUACUCCAAGAUCAAACGGUCCCCAUUCAACAACGCCCCAUGCAGGAUAUUAUAAUGAAUAUGCCCCUAACCAAUCGGUUCCUGAAUAUUACCAACCCCAAACGCAAAGAUCACCCACGCCUAAUCGCUCAAGACCACCUCCACCAAAUCCUAAUACUCCUUACAUAACAAGAAAGAUUAUCUACGAAACAUCAAAUAUAAGCCCAGAGUCGUACACGUCUUACGCGCCAAGAUCUCCCGCUAGAGCACGCAUCAAUCAACCGCCCACUACGCACUACUAUUCCGAAUUACCACCGCAAAGUCGUGCACCACCAAAACCACAACCAACGCCAGAGAGUUAUGCAAGUACUUACCCCAGUUACAGUGGAAGUGAUCCGCGAAGCCAAUCACCUAAACGUCCUUCGUACCUCGGGUCGUACAGUUCGCCGACACGAAAUGAAACAAAAGCUUGGGCUACCCCCACUCCAUCCCAAAUCGGCAAACAGGACAGACCCCCGUGUCCUGGCAGUUGCUCGAGUGGAAAAGGAAAGAUGGACAAACUUUACAACGAUUUCGUUGCCUCUUUGAGAAUUAUCAUUAUAUCAACGUUGAUUAGACGUAAACGUAUGCGGAGUUGCAUGGAACGAAGUCUCAAAUGGAGCCAUCAAGAUAUGGAUUGUAAGGAGAAACGCGCUCAGGAGAAAGCUGCCAAUCAAAUGGAAAACAAUUUCCGAGCGGAAAUAGUCAGUAUUUAUAAUGAUUUAAUGAACAGACGAAAACAACUAUAUCAUGAAAUGAACCAUGAGAAAAACUCAAAAGGUUCCUUGGUUUCCAUCAAUGCUCCGAUAAACAAAAGUGCAAUGUUUGCAAACCCCUUAAAUCAGUCUGAAAUUAAAGAUGACGAGAAAAACAUAGCCAAUGAAUUUACAAAACUUAUAGUUGAAUUAAUCAAUGAAUUCUGUGCGAAAGACAUUGAAUUAGCUGAUGAAUACUCUUCACUGGCAGAGUCUGAUAUAGACAGUGAUACAAUGUCUGCCUACCAUCACGAAUAUAUGAAAUUAACAGAUCAAAUGGAAGAAGACUUUAUUGCCACAUGGGAGAACUACGAAAAUAAUAAAUGCGGUUGUUCUCCAGGGGAAGACUUCAAUGAACUUAUUUUUGAAAUGGGUUUGGCUCUGCAGGAAAUUUUGGCGAAACAGUUUAAAAUAUGCGAGGAACUGGAGAAAAAGCUAGAGGACGAAUGUACCGAGUGUCAAUCGUCAAAAAGUAAAUCAUUCCCACACUCAGAUCGCUUAGAGUUAAACAAUGUUCAUGUGGACAUUAUGAAUGACUUGUGGUAUGCAAUGGAUGCAGUUAAACAAGUGAUGGAACAACGUGACACUGAAGCAACAAUGGAAAACUACGAACCUAUUUUUAGAGCAUUGCUUGCAGUCUUCCGGAAGUGUCAUGCGCAGGUUAAAAUCAUGCUUGAUCAUCACUAUGAAAAACGAAGAGUUCACCAAGUUGAGAAUUUGAGCUCGAUUUUUGUUGAUGAGUGGAUUCGCCUGAGAAAAGAAACAAAUACUGAAAUUAAAACCAUUAUUGAUUCGUUAAACUUCAGUUCUAACUCAAAUAUGACUUGUCAAGAGAGGAGGCUAAAGAAGAUUCAAGAUAUGGAAAAAGCGGAAAUACUUGAUAAGUAUCGUGCGGAUCGAGAUUCGUAUCCAUGUCGUUCAAAAGAUAUUGAAGGCGAUUUGAAUGAACAAUUAGCAGCAUUGCAAAAGAGCCACAGCUCCCAGUGGGACACUAUGCUGUGGAAUAAACUACAGAAAAAAGUUGAGGAAAUCGAAAAAGUUUAUCCUAAAGAAUCCAAAGAGGCGUGUGCGCAAACUUGUACAAAUAGCAAGAAAACAAGUAAAAUGGAAGAAAUUGAAGAAGAUGAUGAAAUUCCUUGUGUAUGUGACCCCAGUGAUAUGGAUGAUGAUAAACCAACUAAAAGUGAUCAUAAUCUUUCUUCGUCAUCAAGUGAUACAAUAGAUAAAGUUUGUUCUAAUACUAGAGGCAGAAGCAGUUCACCUGAUUUAGGCGAGUUGUCAGACAUUGAAGUGAAAGAGAUGAAAGAAUUACAAAAAAACCUCAGACAAUGGCAAUUGGCCCGAAGAAAUUUGUUAGAGUCCAUAAAUCGAGGACUUAAAAAAUAAGAUACAUUGCAGUUAAAUUUGUAACUCGGAGAAUGAGAUAAAAUGUAAAUAACGAUA
Molecule: messenger RNA, 2519 nt
Organism: Dalotia coriaria
Lineage: Eukaryota; Metazoa; Arthropoda; Insecta; Coleoptera; Staphylinidae
Exons: 4
Coding region: 153-2462 (769 amino acids)
Source: RefSeq, a predicted model, not a curated record